GGUUAUUCCUAAAUACCGAAACUACCCUCGAGACCCGAAUGCGUGUAGUCACCAUCUUCACCCACACGCCUGAUUGCACCACUCUCUCUCACACACUCGUGUCAAUUACUUUCAUUUUCACCAAACCCCAAACACUACUAUGACCACUUUUUCCCACCUCUCUCUCUCUCUCUCUCCUCAACUUUCUCUCUCUAAAACAGACCCAAAUCCAACCUAUAUAGUAGCCCUACUAGCAUUCCUCCGCCAUGGAUUCGUACCAUGCUAACAUGCGCACCUCGACGACAAACAGUAACCAAACCACUGAAACAGUACUAAUUAGUUACCACCUCUAGUAACAAUUCAAUUCCUCCUGCCAGAGAGAGAGAGAGAAAGCGCUAAUCUAGAGAGAGAAACAGAUUGAUUGAUUCUAUUUAAUUUCCCCCUCUUUCCUUUUUAUGUGCUAGGAGGAUGGGUUUCUUUUGGGGCCGCCGCCACCUGCUGGCCGCGGCGGUGCUGAUUUUCUCCGCGGCGGCGGAUCCCAACGACGAGCAGUGCCUCACCGGACUCAGCCAAUCGUUGAUUGAUCCAUUGCAGAACCUCCAGAACUGGACCAAAGCCACCUUCGCUAACCCUUGCCAGGGUUUCACCUCCUUCCUCCAAGGCGCCACCUGCAACAAUGGCCGAAUCUACAAGCUCUCUCUCCCCAAUCUCUCUCUAAAAGGCACAAUCUCUCCAUUUUUAUCCAAUUGCACGAAUUUGCAAUCCCUAGACCUCUCGUCCAACUCCAUCUCCGGCCAAAUUCCGCCGGAUUUACAGUACCUGGUGAAUCUAGCCGUACUGAAUCUCUCCUCCAACCGCCUCUCCGGCGAAAUCCCCAGCCAAUUGGCGCUGUGCGCGUACCUGAACGUCGUCGAUCUCCACGAGAACCAGCUCUCCGGCCAGAUUCCGCAGCAGCUCGGGCUUUUGGUCCGGCUUUCGGUUUUCGAUGUGUCGAGUAACAAGCUGUCCGGACCCAUACCCGGUUCGCUGGGGAACCGGAGCGGGAACUUGCCCCGGUUCAAUGCGAGUUCGUACGAAGGGAAUAAAGAUCUGUACGGGUACCCUUUGCCGCCGAUGAAGAGUAAAGGCUUGUCCGUAAUGGCGAUCGUCGGAAUCGGGCUCGGCAGCGGGCUUGUGAGCUUGAUCCUCAGCUUCGCGGCGGUGUGCGUCUGGCUGAGAGUUUCGGAGCCGAAAUCGGAGAACGAACACGAAGGCAAAAUCAGUCAGCUCAUGCCUGAUUAUUGAGAUUCAUCGCCAUUCUUUUUUUUUUUUGACAAUCCGAUUGAAAUCGAUCGGAAAAAAUCAACUGUAAUUUUCAGGUAUGUGUGUGUGUGUGUUUUUUUCUUUUUUCUUUUAAUUUCACCUUUUUUUUUUUUAAUUGGAAUUCUUUGAUAGAUGGUAGCUUUAGUAUUUAGCUCUGUAUGAGUGGUUUGAUUUUAUUUUUAUUUUUAUUUGGUAAUUUUCUUGACAAUAGUUACUGUUUGGUAAAAAAAAUGUGUAUAUAAUUGAUAGAAUGAGUUGAAUUGUGGGUUUGGAGUAACAUAAAUUCAUUUC
Molecule: messenger RNA, 1572 nt
Organism: Erythranthe guttata (spotted monkey flower)
Lineage: Eukaryota; Viridiplantae; Streptophyta; Magnoliopsida; Lamiales; Phrymaceae
Product: receptor-like protein 44
Molecular function (GO): protein binding
Source: RefSeq, a predicted model, not a curated record